GAGAAGGGGGAAUACCGACGGAGAUUCACGCAGGGGGAAGCGGAGAAGGUGUACGCUAUCCAAGCACACACGUACACAUUCCUUUUUUCCUUCUUUAAUAGCAUAUAUAUACAGCACGAUAAGCACUUGCCUAUUCGACACGUCUUCUUCCGAACUCAGUAACGUUCAACUCAGAGUGCUGUGCUGUUAUUUCACAGCGGAUUCACUGACGCAUUCAUUUCUGGGUUUCGCUCGUGAUACACACACACACACACACAUAGACACACGUACAUACACGCGCACACGCAGCUUUUCCUCACCACUACUCUUUAUAUCGUUGCAUAGUGACAACGUUCUACUCUGAUCCCACUUGAACCAACGUGUAUAAUGUGUUUCUCCCUUGUUAAAUACAUCACACUCUAGUAUUGUUGCUUUCAGUAGCUUUCCUUUUUUUCCAUCUCAGCUUCUCCGCUUCUCGCCUGUUGGGUCUCUUCCUGCCCCAAGCACCAUCGUGGACUUCGCGGAGAGAGUUGCAAGCACACAGAAGGAGAAAACGUGGCGCACCUUUAAUUGACUAGGGUAGCCACAGACGAGCUGUCGCCAUACUCGGAGAUGAGUAGCAGCAAUGUGCCGGGCUACGAAGCAGCAAUGGGUGAAUUGGGGGAGACGAGCCCCAUGCUGCCCAACAAAACCCGCACUCGUAUGUCCUACUCCCAUGCCGCGUACCGCUCCGAUGACUCGCUGCGGUCAAACAGCAACGAACUCCGUCGUGCGCACAGUGUGCCCGUGCUCACUCGCCGUGACUUACGCAUGCUCUCCCUCUCGCCCAUGUUCUACAACAAACUUUACAUGACUGAAGGCGGCAGCAUGGUCUCAAGCGCCUUCAACCUCGCCUCUGCCACCUGCGGCGCCGGUGUGUUGGCGCUGCCCUACGCGAUGCAGCAUUGCGGCACCCUCACCGGCACCCUCACGUUGCUCGUCGUCUGCACCCUGACCAUCUACAGCGUGUUCCUGUUGACAAAGGUGAGCGCUCUGACCAAGUUAAUGACCUACGAGGAGCUCGCCAUGGAUCUUGUAGGCCCCAUCGCGGAGAAGCUGACGGCCCUCGUAAUUGUCGUCUUCUGCUGGGGUGUGGCGGUGAUGUACGUGGUGGUGAUGGGCGACUUUGUAGUGCCGCUGAUUCACGCGGCGGGCUUAUCCCACAUCAUUGGCCGGCGCUUCGCCAUGCUGAUCUUCUGGGCCUUCAUUAUGUUUCCGUUGUCCCUGGCGCGCAAGAUCAACACGCUGCGCUACGCGUCGAUUGUCGGCACAGUGUCCACCUUGUUGCUCGCGGGUGGCCUUAUCGUGCGCUUCGCUGAGGAGGUGUUGGAGAACGAGCACCCGAGCCGAGUGGCGAGCAUCGUGGACGAGGCAGCCAAGGCAAACCUUACCCGGUGGGACGCCGGCACGCUCGGCGCAUUGGCCACAUUUGUCUUUAGCUACUGCUGCCAGCCGGUUGCACCAAAGAUCUACGAGGAGCUGCAGGACCGCUCCGUGCAGCGCAUGUGCUUGUGCGCCUUCUGGUCUAUGUCCACCUGCACCCUCGUAUACAUCACCACGGGCGUCUUCGGCGCGAUGAGUUUUGGCGGGGCGAUCAACCCAAAUGUACUGGUGAACUUCGCCGACCACCUCAGCUCGCCGACUGCGCAGGUGGCCUAUCUCGGCAUGGUAGUGGCGGUGACCAUGGCGUUUCCCAUGACCAUCUUCCCCACACGUGAUUCCGUGGUGAUGGCGCUCGGCUACCGCGCUGAUGAGAAUCCCGUGCCGGACUGGCUCUCGAGCACGAUUGCCGGUCUUCUGGCGCUGCUGGCGCUUCUCAUUGGUCUCGCCGUGCCGAACAUCCGCGUCCUCUUUGAUCUGCUCGGCGGGGUCUGCGGCGGGUCGCUUUCCUUCGUGUUGCCGGCGCUAUUCGCGCUGCGCUCUGGUUACUGGUCACUGGAAGCGAUGGGCUGGCGGCACCUCACGCUGACCUGGGCGACGCUGAUCUUCGGCGUGCUUGUGUGCUCCGUUGGCACUUACAACUCGAUCGAGUCUAACUUCUUUUAG
Messenger RNA from Leptomonas pyrrhocoris, 2064 nucleotides. Its product is annotated as putative mitochondrial Amino acid permease-like protein. Gene Ontology annotation, molecular function: amino acid transmembrane transporter activity. The record is from RefSeq and is a predicted model, not a curated record. The coding region runs from base 628 to 2064 and encodes 478 amino acids. Gene Ontology annotation, biological process: amino acid transmembrane transport. The transcript has a single exon. NCBI's taxonomy places the organism in Eukaryota, Euglenozoa, Kinetoplastea, Trypanosomatida, Trypanosomatidae.